GAUAUACCAAGUACCACCACAAGCUCUUUACCUUCAAACAUUCUUUACAAUGCUUCGACAUUUGCCUCGUCUUUAUAGUCGGCUAUUAUCAACCACAGAAGUGCACAUGCCAUCGUCGUCAACAUCUCUCAUACCGACGUCCCAUCGCGAUGCCCAUACCACGCUCGGGUCUGUCCAUAAUAUUUUGGACACUCCCAGUUCGCAGCCCUACACGGACCAGAACUCGUCUGGUUCAACGCCAUCGAGGUCGUUAUCACUCUCGCAUCCAAAGGACCCCAGAGUCGACCCAGCUGCAUCAUCCAGCAGCAACUCAAAUGCGAUUUCCAACACAAGCACAAGUGCAGGAGAAACUGGACAUACAUCUGGACCGCCUUUACCCUCACCAUCUCCUCCCUUUCCACCCACGAACUUUCACUCUAGUCCACCCUUUCACACCCACCAGUUCUUUACUGUUUUAGAGAAGACGUUCCCCACUCAAACCGCUCGCAGUCUGAUGCGUGCAACGCGUGCCUUGCUUGUUGAUCGAGUAGGGAGGGUGAGGAGGGAAGGUUUGACCAUUAAGGAUCUGGAUAAUCAAGCAUAUCUCUUUCGUGCUGCGUUAUCGGAGCUUCGUGCAGAGGUUACUAUGCGGACACGCAAUGAAAGUGCAGCCAUGCGAACUGCUACCGCAGCCCUUAGGCGAGAAGUUGACCGUCUGGACGUGAAGAUGAAGGAAGACGUGAGUACUUUGAAGCACGAAAUACAAAUGGAACUUGAUAGUCGCAAGAACGAAUCCAAAGCUGAGCUCAAGCAGCAAGAUAUCAUGAUAGAGGAAGUUCUUAAUAAAGCCAUAGUCAGCAUCGGUGAUCUUCGAGCAGAUAUGGAAGAAGUGAAAUGGGACAACAUGCGCAAAUCUGUCGCUACCCUGGGCGCUUUCCUCGUAGUCAUGGUCAUAAGCAUGGAACUUCGACCUAAACAAGGGCCAACCACCUCGCUUCCACCACGGUCACACAACGGCGAGCCUAAGCACACCGAAGGGGAAGCAUUCGAACAACCAAGUUACCCAUAACAUCUCUCUUACAUUUGGUCAUUUACAUUGACGAAUGAACAAGAGUUCCCUUGCACACGAUAUACAUUCGCUUUAGAUUUCCAGUCAAUCAUAGAAAAUACAACUAUCCGUAUCUUACAACCAGUUUCGAUGUAUCAUUAUCCUUUGUACACCAUAUCUAUAACCUCUAUUAAUCCCUCUCUUCCCCCUCACU
Serpula lacrymans var. lacrymans S7.9 is the source of this 1241-nucleotide messenger RNA. RefSeq lists its product as uncharacterized. The transcript is spliced from 5 exons. Gene Ontology annotation, cellular component: mitochondrion. NCBI's taxonomy places the organism in Eukaryota, Fungi, Basidiomycota, Agaricomycetes, Boletales, Serpulaceae. The record is from RefSeq and is a predicted model, not a curated record. Bases 107 to 1048 code for a protein of 313 amino acids.